Molecule: messenger RNA, 9164 nt
Organism: Paramormyrops kingsleyae
Lineage: Eukaryota; Metazoa; Chordata; Actinopteri; Osteoglossiformes; Mormyridae
Gene: iqsec2b
Product: IQ motif and Sec7 domain ArfGEF 2b
Biological process (GO): actin cytoskeleton organization; regulation of ARF protein signal transduction
Molecular function (GO): guanyl-nucleotide exchange factor activity
Source: RefSeq, a predicted model, not a curated record
GAGAGCAAAUGGCCGCCAUGCGAACGGUGAAGUAGUAUCCCACACAGAGCUUCCCUCAGCACACCACAAGUGGUCAGCUGGAGGCGAAAUGAUGCGCAGGGUGGCAGGGUGCCACCGUACCGCGGGCUGUCGGCGCCGGACACUGGCAUAGGGGGCAGCCCCCCUCCCUGGAACUCUGCGGGAAGCAGGUGCGACGGUGCUGGUGCUGGUACUGCUGGAGGUGGAGAGAUUAGCGGACCUCGGUGGCUCCUGGUCCCCCUCCAGCGCUCCCAUGCUACUGUAGGACCGAUCCUAGCACGAGUGGACUUUAACUCGCCUUUUGUGCUUGAAGACAGAGAAACGCGGGACAGUUUUACACGUGUGCCGCGGACAUGACUGCGCGGAUCGAGUCGCGAUGAUAAUUAUGACUAUUAUAAGAAAACCGAAAUGAUAUCAAACCCUCGGCUGCGGAAAGGGACCACCAGGCACGCCUGCGUUUCAUCCGAAACACUAUAUCUGAGUCUCCUCGUCUUGGGUAUCACAUUUAACCUAAAAUACUAGUAUCGCUUCAUUUGAAAGACGACAUUUCUGCGUCUUUUUCAUUGUAAAUAGUAUAUUAUUUUUCAUUUCAGAAACUGCAUUUGCAACAUUUUAUAUAAAAUGUGAUAUGUCAGGACUGCUAGUCGCCAGACUGUAGGGCACAUCAAAUGAAAAUUUAAAAAUCCAAAUAACCAGAGAGAUAAUAGCACGGCUAUACGCUAUAGGAGGCGCGAUCUGAAGGGGGGAGGAUACUUCUCGGAUAGGAGUUUAAAUACUCUGCAGUAGAAACUGCUGCGGAAGCGUCUUCUGUUGGCAAAUGACGGCGCUGAAAAGCUGCAUUUUUUACAUCUCGAAAAGGGAUAAGACCAGAGAAGACCGCCUUGUUUUAGUAGAAGGGACAGCAGCAAUAAGUUAGAGGAUAGAAUACACUCAUCCACAUACACACGCAGUGACGGGGGCGCAGAGGAGUUCACGCUGGGAGCGCUGGGACUGGUCGGACUCCGGCGGGUAUCCCCAUCACAACGGAGCCAUUCAACCUAAAUGAGACAGCAGCGCAUGCACGCUCGGCUCCCGACAAUAUUGUGCGCGGAUGACCGUAUCGCCGGGGCUUUCCGACAAUUAAUGUAUGGCUUCACAUCCUAUCGCGGGGAUCCGUGAGAGGAAGAGGAAGGGUGUCAGCUUUUCAAGCAGGACCAGAGGAGAUGCUGGAGGCUCCACAGCUGCUGGGAGAUAUUAUGUGGAGAGGAGGAAAGGGGAGACGAGGGCUGCAGCGCACUUCCCAGUGCCCCCCGGCCGGCGGCCCCUCUCCCGUACCGUGCUCCAGCAGCUGGAGGGGUGACCAUGACAGGAGCAGAGCGUCCCUGCCCCCGCCUCCUGCCCCCGCCUCCUGCCGCACGCCUCCCUCUGUCCCGUGCCUGAGGAUGCAGUGCUCAUAGGCUUCAACACUCUGGCUCUUCCAGCUCUUUCUCCCACUGCAGCUAUGAAAUGCUUUCUGGGAACUGGGGUUUGUGGUUUUGAGACGCAGUGAAAACACCGCCCCCCCAACCACCACCACCCAAAACUCACCCCCUCCCCCACCCCCCCGUGAUGUUUUUGCAGUAACUGUAGUUCAGACGGUAACUUGGACUGAUACAAACGUGAAAAUACGCUUGGAAACAUAACCUGACCGCCAAACUCCCAUUAACCUCAGACCAAGGACAAGUUAGGAGGACAGCCAGCUUUUGCUCUUCUCCAGCCUUCGCUGUACGAUUCUUCUCCCCCCCACUUCUUAGUGGGGGGGGGGGAAACUAAGGACUCGCCGCCCGGGCAAUCCUGGCCCACGGCUGCAGUGACUUGGAGCUGAGGUCCUGACCAUGGAAACGGGCCAGGGCAGCCCAGAGAGCCCAAACCGGGCAGUGGAGUACCUGCUGGAACUCAACAACAUCAUCGAGAGCCAGCAGAAGCUCCUAGAGACACAGAGGCGCCGCAUUGAGGAGCUGGAGGUCCAGCUGGACCGCGUCAACCAGGAGAACAAGGACUUGCGGCUGGACCGCCGGCCACGCAUGCCCGACGUCUCUGGCUCCGCCCAGCCUGGCUCCGACGCCGCCCUCCCCACCAACUCGCACGGUGACUCCGCCCCGCCUCCGCCCCUGCCUGCGCGGGAGCGGCGUGGCCACGCCCGGCUCACUCGCGGCCUCUCCUGUGGCUCCGCCCCAGUGGAGCGGGGGAGGCCAAACCGACCCGACUGCUCCGGCGCCGGUCAUGCCAAGACUCUCCAGAGACAGUUGUCCUCUAAUUCCACCCCUUGCAAUCUAACUGCCACCAAAGCUUCUGCCACUACUGCUUCCUCCCUACUUCACCCCAAUCUGACAGCUAACAGCCACUGCAGGCAUCAUCACUGCAGCCACUCCAGGCCCCGUCUGUCCAGGUCGGCCCGCAGCCCCCCCUCUGCCAAGCACACGGAGCAGGCAAGAGAAGAGGAAGAUGAUGACAUCGUCCAUCAGUUGUGUUGCCCCACCUUCAAGUGCAGUAGUCCCUCCUCUAGCGUGGACACAGAGCCUCAGCGCACGGAGUCGGGCAGCUUCUCGGACAGCGCGUGCAGCCAGGCGGCAUACCCGCGCAGCUCAGAGCGUCGCGGCGAUGCCCCCCGGGGCCCUACCGUAGCCGCCACAAGCCCUGUCAGUCUGGCCUGGUCCCAGCGGACGCGCCACCAACCUGCCAGCCUGGCACUGCGCAAGCAGGAGGAGGAAGAGAACAAGCGGUGCAAGACGUUGUCCGACAGCUAUGAGCUAUCCACGGACCUCCAGGACAAGAAGGUGGAGAUGCUGGAGCGGAAGUAUGGCGGGUACUUCCUGAGCCGCCGGGCUGCACGCACCAUCCAGACGGCCUUCCGCCAGUAUCGCAUGAACAAGAACUUCGAGCGGCUGCGCAGCUCCGCCUCUGAGAGUCGCAUGACACGCCGCAUCAUCCUGUCCAACAUGCGCAUGCAAUAUUCCUUUGACGAGCGGCAGCCAGUGACACAGCAGCAGCACUACCCCCACGGUGCUGGCCCGCCGUCACCUCCCCAGCAUGGCCGGUCCCGCUCCCCCCCUACUGGCCCGGAGCGGGACAGUGGUUCCCCGCCCCGUCUGCAGGGGAAUCGGUCUGGGGAGUACACACACCUAGAUGACUCCUUCAACAAACAGGUGAAGUCCCUGGCAGACUCCAUCGACGACACCCUCACCUGCCGGCCGGGACGAGAUGACUCACAGGAGGGCAGCAGGGAAGGCGAGGGAAUAGGCGGGGUGGAGGGUGACGAUUUUGGGGAAUGCGUGUGGAGCAACAGCAGCAACCCUUUGUCUCGCCGGGGACACAGUGAGCGGGAGCGGGGUGGUGGCGGGGGCCUGAGCAUGCACGAGGACAGCACAGCCACCUCCUACAGCGACGUCACGCUGUACAUGGACGACGGGCUGCCGUCGUCCCCGCUCUCGCUGGACAGGGCCCCCAGCAGCACCGACACCGAGUACUGGGGCAUGGGUGGCGGCGUGGGCAUCCGCGAGGACAGCCGUGAUACCGAGGGCGGCGGCAGCAGCAACAGCCGGCGGAGCACCCCCUGCACGGAGUGCCGCGACUACCGGCUGCGUGGGGCUCACCUGCCCCUGCUCACCAUCGAGCCGCCCAGUGACAGCUCAGUGGACAUGAGCGACCGCUCCGACCGCGGCUCCCUUGGCCGGCAACUUGUCUACGAACAGGAGCCCAGCGGCUCUCCCCAAGGUACCCUCAAGCAUGGCACCAGCGCUCGCUCCAUGGUAGCCGCCCAGGGUCAGACGCGUGCUGCUGGCAGACCCCACCCCUCCAUCCCCUCUCAGGUGCCCCAUCACCCACACCACCACCACCACCACCACCCACACCACCAUCACCAGUACCCAGAUACACCAUCCUCAUCCUCCUCCCCUCAGCAGCCGCCUGCCACGCCCCUCUCCUCCUCCUCCUCCGCUCCCGUCCCGGCCGGCAGCCUGGAGCAACCGUGCUGCUCAGACGGCGACAAUGACUCGCUCAACUCCACCACCAACUCCAAUGAGACCAUCAACUGCAGCUCAGGCUCAUCGUCCCGUGACAGUCUGCGGGAGCCGCUGCCCCCGCUGGGCAAGCAGACCUACCAGCGGGAAAGCCGCCACAGCUGGGAUUCGCCAGCCUUUGACAACGACGUGGUUCAGAGGAGGCAGUACCGUAUCGGCCUCAACCUCUUCAACAAGAAACCAGAGAAGGGCAUUCAGUACCUGAUAGAGCGAGGCUUUGUGUCGGACACCCCAGUGGGCAUCGCCCGCUUCAUCUUGGAGAGGAAGGGCUUGAGUCGGCAGAUGAUCGGGGAGUUCCUGGGAAACCGACAGAAGCAGUUCAACAAAGAUGUGCUGGACUGUGUGGUGGAUGAGAUGGACUUUUCAGGCAUGGACCUGGACGACGCACUCAGAAAGUUCCAGGCUCAGAUUAGAGUCCAGGGGGAGGCCCAGAAGGUCGAGCGACUUGUGGAGGCUUUUAGUCAAAGGUAUUGCGUGUGUAACCCAGCAGUGGUCCGCCAGUUUCAGAACCCAGAUACAAUCUUCAUCCUGGCCUUUGCCAUCAUCCUCCUCAAUACGGACAUGUACAGCCCCAACGUGAAGCCAGAGAGGAAGAUGAAACUUGAGGACUUUAUUAAGAACUUGCGAGGGGUUGACAAUGGGCAGGACAUCCCCAGAGACCUUCUCGUGGGCAUCUACCAGCGCAUCCAAAAGUGGGAGCUGAGGACCAACGAUGACCACGUGUCCCAAGUGCAGGCCGUGGAGAGACUCAUCGUGGGCAAGAAGCCGGUGCUGUCACUGCCCCACCGCAGGUUGGUCUGCUGCUGCCAGCUGUAUGAGGUGCCUGACCCCAACCGUCCCCAGAGGACUGGAGUGCACCAGCGAGAGGUCUUCCUCUUCAACGACCUGCUGGUGGUAACAAAGAUCUUCCAGAAGAAGAAGAAUUCUGUGACCUACAGCUUCAGGCAGUCCUUUGCACUUGUGGAGAUGCAGGUCCACAUGUUUCAGAACUCCUAUUACCCUCAUGGCAUCCGCCUCACAUCCGCCAUCCCAGGAGGGGAGAGGAAAGUCUUGAUCGUCUUCACGGCCCCCAGCCAGCAAGAUCGCACACGCUUCACCACUGACCUGAGAGAGAGCGUUGCAGAAGUGCAAGAGAUGGAGAAGUACAGAGUGGAGUCGGAGCUGGAGAAGCAGAAGGGUGUGAUGAGGCCCAGCCUUCUGACAGGCGGUGUUCUGGCUGGAGGAGGCACUGUAGGCGGAGGUGUGAAGAGCGAGGUGGUGAACGGCAGCCUGGGAAGGCCCAGCCUGGAUGACACCUACUCCACUGGAGAGGGACUCAAGCGAACCGCACUCAGCUCGUCGCUGAGGGACCUGUCCGAGACAGGGAAGCGGGGCCGCAGAAACAGCGUCGGCUCCCUGGACAGUACCAUCGAAGGAUCCAUUAUUAGCAGCCCUCGGCCGCACCAGCGCCUCCCCAUGGCCACGAUGGUGUCGGGCUGCUAUGGCCUCGAAGAUUACCGGUCUCACCGCCCCAUCCUGAGCCCCGGGUCGGGGGUGGGGGGUGGGCCGGGGCAACAACACAACGCUGCUGGGACAGUGGGCACGGGAGGGGGUGGACCAGUCUCCAGCAGUGUCGAGAAAGGCGGGAUGGGGAAUGCGACUGGGGGGGGCAGUGGCUCCUUUCUGGGCUCCCUGUUCGGCAGCAAACGCGGCAAGGCCCCGGGCCCCAUUAUCCCACCGGGGCCACACUACCCCGCCCCUGUACCCCCCCCCACCAGCGGGGGCCCCCCCCCUCUCUCCCCUUCAUCUCUAUGCCAGUCGGAUGGGGGGCCCUCCAAGAUCCAGGCCCUGCACGCCCAAUACUGCCACACGGGCGCUGGGCAGCCCCCGCCCCCAUACCAGCACCACCACCGCUACAGCGUGCAGACCGUGCCCCUGCCCAGCCAGGCAGCUUCCGCACCGGUGGCCAACCACCACACGCUGCAGCGGGGGUCCCUCCCCCGGCGGCCGCCUCCCGCACCCUCCCACGCCCCGCCACCGCCGGUAUCCCAGCAUGCCAUGCAGGGCCGCUAUACCGGCAUGGCCCUGGCAGGGGGCUGCCCUGUGCCUCUUUCACCUCACUCCCUGCACUCGCCCCUGCCCCCGUACACGCUGUACCACGCGCAGCAUACACCCUCAGUCAGGGGCGGCGCCCCCCCUGGCAAGCCCCCCCUGACGCUGGCCCAUUCGCAGCCGCACACUCACUCGCACGUGCACCCAGGCCACGCCCCGCACCCCAGUUCCCACCCCGUGCCUCCACCUCACUUCGUCUUCGGCGCACCAGCCCAACCUCCUCCAGGUCCCAUCACUGCCCGUCUUCUGCCGCAGGGCGCCCAGUAUCUGCCCCAGUAUCCUCCUCUGUCCUCCAUCCCCCCUCCCCCCCCCCCCCCCCCCCCCCCCCCCCCCCCCCCUUUCCCCCCCCCUUCCUCCCCCCUUACCCCUCUUACGCCUCACUCCCCUCGCCCCCCCCAGCACCCUGGCCAGCCACAGCAGGCAGCUGGUCCACAGGGGGGUCAGGGGGCCGCGGCCCAGGGCAGCGGCACCGGUACCGGGGGGAGCUCCAAAUCCAAGCCCGUCAAUCGGAUCAGCACCGUGGUCUGAGGGACUCGCUGGUCUGGGGGCGGGGGACCCCAGGCGGGACGCUGAGGGCCAACAGCGGCGACAGGGCUGUCGUGGACCAGGGAGGCGGAGCCAGCAGGAAAAAGCGCAGUUUUCUUCGCCUCUGCUACUUUCACCUGCGUUUCCCACACAUGUAGAGGGCAGAGAGCCCUGGCGACACGCACGCGCUACCCCUCACCCCGAUCACUCACCACAGGGCUGAGCUGCGGGCACGACUGGCACACACGGAAGGGGAUGUAGCUCGUUAUUAGGGGCCGGGCACUACGGUGGUGCAUGCAUGUCGCCCCGACGCCUGGGCGCUCCCCAAAAGCAUAGCAGGAUGGAGAUCUGCACAGGGACGCAGACAGAUUUUCUUCCACCUUGUUGCCAAAUUGGAGCCUGAGGAAGAAAAGUUCUGUCUGAUUCCCUGUUCGUCCGAAGAGAUAAGGGGGAGACACCCAGAUGCCUCGAUGUAGAAGCAAACUGACAGGCGGCCUUGUGCUUGCACAUUUAAUAACUCUGCUAACCUGUUUGUGAAUGAAUGUGGCAGAUACAAGACACAUACAAUGCCUAGACGCUCACUGACACAUGCACACAGCAAGCCGUCCCCGCAGGUGAGGCAGACUCCCUCGUCAGGCAGACUGCAGAUGCCACCAGUACCAAGAAAGGCGGAGCAUCUUGGAGACUCGUACUGAGCUGGACAGGUCCCAUCCAACUAAACAGGAUUUGGUGGACAGGGAGAGCAGACCACUUAGAGGGGACAGACCGGCAGGGGAGGCAACACGCUGGCUGUGAAGUGUAGGAGCCAAGGACUGAAUAACAACAGUUCUCUUAUUAAGAGGAUAGUAAGUCAGUGAACGUCAACUUCAAGCAUUGACUCUGGUAGUAUUAUAACCAUUAGUAAAUGCAAAUCUAUAAUCUCCAACUGUGCCAUUUCAUUAGUGCAGGAGUGGUGAACGCUAGCAAUGGGCCAGAUUUAAUCAGCCAUCUUUUAAGCCAUGCUUCAAGCUGGGUAAAGUCUCCUAGCGGAGUUGCUGUUUCAAAAGGCCUGAGGUGCUGCUGGACUCCUUCAGCGGAGUACAGCUUGCUCUGGCCUGGGAUGCAGCCCGGCCAUAGAGGAACAGUGCUUUGACAUUGACAAUGUGGGGUCUCCACAUUUCCCGAUGUGGCUCAGAAGGACGUGGGAGACAGACACACAGACAGUAGAUCGAACACAUCUGGCUGAACUGUGUUUAACAGAACAGCCAACAUAUUUCUGGGGAAAUAUCUUUUGCUUGUAAAUCAAUGUUAAAUUGACAAUAGAUUACUGAAGAAUUUUGACUAACCUUUCCUAUGUUCUUAAUGAUUUAAAUGAGUGAAAUUGACAGCAUUAGUUUUACUGUAUCUCUGACUAUUGGAUUUUAUUCAAAACCUGAUGACAUGUAACAGGCGUGAAGGAUCUUUGUUACAUUGAUGAUGGCGAUGAUAAUGGCAUUUAUAAAUAGUUUAAUCUGUUACUAAUAAUUCUUCAUUUUGCUUUGAAGUGACUGUACUGUUUUUUCGGUUUAUUUACUUUAUCUUAUUUAGAGCUGCCGGUGACAGUGUGUGUUGGGGCAGGGUGGCGUCGAACGCAAGACUAUUAGCAGGAAACACAUUUUUCAAACACUUACAGUAGCUGCAUUCAUAAUGAGGCUCAUGUAAUUCAUCCCCUCCUCAACUUUGGACCUGACCACACAUGGAGCCCCAACCUUUCCCAGCAUCCCGAUCACCUCCAACCAUCACACUCCAUGCAGCUUCACACAUAUCUGAAGCGUUCACCUUCAAAAUAUCCUCUAAAGAGUACGGUCAGGUACACUCAAAGCACAAGUGAUGUACUGCUCUCCUCCCUGUGAAAUAUACUAGUCUAUCAGAGCACAGGUAUACUGGACUAAAUUGGAAAAUUCAUUCAUGCUGCACAUCUCACAACCUUCCUCCAUUCUGUUCAUGAGCGGGGAGUACGUUUGGAUUAUAUGCAAGAGAAGCAGACAAUAGGAAGUAGGUUAUUGAAGAGUACCAGUAAACAGAAGUAGUCAAAAAGUAGGUCUUUGAGUAUGUGGAUACUGGGGAGGUUGGUCAGUGUUGUCUCUUUGUUAUUCCCUUAUUGCAUGAGUAUUUCCUACCAAAUGAAUCUUUAUUGACCUGAAUGUACAUAUUAUAUAAUAGCAAUUCUAAAUAUUGACUAUGGAAUGGACUGUAACCUGUUUCUGUAGUACAGGUAUGUGUGUGUGGGAGAGUGAGCAGGGACUGCAGGACAAAGGGACCAUUUCACUGGAGGGAGGGACACCGGAUUCUGAUUGUGAAGUUGUGUGUGUGUGUAUGUAUGCGUGCGUUAGAGCAGUUAUUCAUAUUUUAAAUGCAAGAGCUAUUAUGGAAUAUUAUUUGUGUAUAUAUAGUUUUGGUUGAACAAAUUACAGAUAAAUGAAGUGUGAAUAUUUAUUGCUUCUGAGAUUAUAAAAAAUGUCAUUGCGGUGAAAA